AUGACGUACAACGAGGAACGCCGCUACUCCCAGUUUAUCCUACACGACAUCCAGGGCGAACUCUACGAAGGAGAUACACUGGUGUUCGUUGACUUCUCUACUCACUCCGAACCAUCAGCUGGCAUCGACUGCUACUUGUAUGCUUGGAACUCGGUUCAUUUUCGUAUGCACUCUCAGAAGCUCCUGGACACCGGCUCCUCCAAAUUCUCUGAGAUGCUUAACCCGACGUACCAGUUUCGUGUGCAGCGUCGACGAAAGCUUGUCAACAAACUCCCCGAGGGUGUCAAGUAUGUUCUGGACCUCACUCCCCCCUCCGAGGGUGACGAACUCGUUUUUCAAAUGACUGAGGUAUCGUUGACCCCAGGCAUCAUCAAAUGGUGGACCGCUCACGACAAGCACGGUAUUGACGCCAAUGUUGUUUCCGGUCACGACGAUGUUUGUUCUUGCUGGAGAGAAAUGGUUCCCAAAAUGAAGCAAAAGACGGAUCUUGCCGUUUACGACGUCUUCGGACUGAAUCCUGACCUGGAUAAAGGCACCAAACAGGCCAAUUCGCAGAACUUCCAACUCGAUAUUAAGCCCCAUUAUACGAGGCCCAAACAUGCAUCGAAUACCGGUCUAGCCGCCAAGGUAUUAGAGAAGAAGUCCGAGGGCGACUUCACCUCCGAGCUGGGCCCUACCUACCGCCAGAUACCGGACUACUGCCCGGUCCGCCAUCGCGUCGACAUCCUCCGUCUCAUGUGUCUCAUCGCGGGCAAACGGGUCAUUAUCGAUUCCGCGCCUCUGGCAUGGACUCUGGUGGCUGUAGCGAAGAUUUUCGACUGCACGAGCGUGCUUCGCGACCCCGUUCUCCAGUGGAUUAUGAGCCCCAACAAUACGGUCUUCAUCGAGGUCUUGCCCGAGGAAAGCCUCCAAAUGGGCGUGGCUCUGAGACUGGACCAAAUCACGCGCUCCGCCUUUCGGAUCUUGGUGAACGAGCUGGCUCUCGAGGAGGCCGCUAGGCCGAAUGGCACACCCAAGGCGGCCGCGUACACUGUCUUUGGUCGCAGGCGUCACGACCCUGGUGAUGAUCUGAAUAACCUCAUCCAGCAUGCGGCCCGGGCCAUGGUAGAGCGCGUGUCGGGGUUGGUUAAUCGGUUGGUCAGCGAGACGAUAUUUGAUGACAUGCAAAAUCCCGAAUGGCUGCGGUUGCAGAACCUCAUCGGCAUGCUCUCCAACUACCCCGACGACAAGUCUAUCCGGUCGGCCAAAUAUCACGCGCUCAGCUUGGCUAAGUUUUUGAGAAACACAUGGAACGACAUUGUGGUCCACAACUUGCUCCAUAAGCCCCUCGACUCUCUUUUAUCGAGAAAAGCCGACGACCACCGCGCCACUUACGUGGAUGUUCGGCACUUCGUCCCUCUUGAGGUUGUGUACUACCGGUUCAACAAUGUGCAAAAAGCUCUGUGCUCAUUCGUGUACGAGGCUGUCGGCGUCGAGUGGUCCAGCAUUGCCUGCGUUUUCUCCAUAGGCCCUCAGCGUCGCCGCUUUCAAAUUAUGGUAAAUGAUUUGAGGAUUGCGCUCGAGAAGCUUGUGAGAAAUCACACCGAGUUGGGUCAGGACCCAGCCUGCAGAGAGCUGCUCAAUUUGCCGCAGACAGUCUUUGAUGACAUUAGCGCGAAAAGAUUUUCCAGCACCAUCUACGACAGCCCGCAGGCGGCAUUCGACGACAUAGCUUUUGAAGUGUCCAUCCACGAUUUCCUUGUGCCCUUCCACCAGGAGUGUAACCGUGCCGACUUUGAAAUUAAGAUGGAGGUGACGCCACACCUGUUACUCAACCUACACCAUAACGAACUGAAGUUCCUACCGCUCUGGGCCGGCGGAAACGAUGACGGAAGCGGCGGGGUUUUCGAGGACUCCCUACCGCCAGCCGAUUAUGGACCGGCUGGCCCGGGCCCGGUCUAUCACACCGGCGUCACGAUCCCCUCGGACGCUUCCAGCACAUCAGGCUCGAUCAGCAGCGUGCUAGGGCAUCUUCGUUUGGAAGGAGGGAGUACCAUCGGUCCCGGCAGCAUCGACGUACAGGACGGCAUCUCGACCGUCCUCAACCCGGCGAAGGUGGUGGCCGAUGACCGGUCAAUCCGCACGGAAUCGUUCACGGAUGGAGAGUCCGAGUAUGGCAACGCGAGGUACGCCGUGCCCGCCGAUGGCCAGUCCAUUGCCGACGCGUUCAGCGCCGCGGUCCUCGACGAAGCUCCCGACCAGUCGAAUUCCGGUGCCAGCGUCAACUUCGAGGAGGAGAACGACGACACGAACGAGGCCAUGACGGAAGUUGAUCCUGACGAGAGCCGCUCCCGGGAGGAGACCCCAGAGUAUGUCGUGGCAAGCUCCGAGGCGCGGGACAUGGCGCCUGGUGGCGGUCGGUCCUCAACUGCACCCUCUGUCGAGGGUGCGACAUCCUCUUCUCUUUUCUUCGACGACGACGACGACGACCUGGUCAUGGUCUAG
Colletotrichum navitas is the source of this 2484-nucleotide messenger RNA. RefSeq lists its product as uncharacterized. Bases 1 to 2484 code for a protein of 827 amino acids. The record is from RefSeq and is a predicted model, not a curated record. Lineage: Eukaryota; Fungi; Ascomycota; Sordariomycetes; Glomerellales; Glomerellaceae. The transcript has 3 exons.